AUGGCGUCGACCAUAACAAUCCCUCGGCGUUUACCUCUGCUUUUGGUGGCCGACAAUGUCCUCCUCCCUGGAUCAUCCAUGCGCAUUCCUGUCAGGAGUAUGCGAAACAUGAACAUGGUGAAAAGUCGUCUGCUGAGUCGAAACACUUUGAGUAGUACAAUUAUUGGUGUGAUACCAAGGGAUCCUACAGAUGAUCAGGGAGAUGAUCUGUCAUCUAUCCAUCACAUUGGUACAGCUGCUGUUGUAGUUCAGGUAACAGGAACAAAUUGGCCAAAGCCGGCUUACACUCUGUUGGUCACUGGACUGUGUCGCUUUAAACUCCAGGAACUUCUGCAGGAGGCUCCAUAUCCAGUGGCAACAGUCACACAACUUGACAAACUUCCAGGUGUCAUUGAUGACAAUAUUAACUUGAAGAACAUGGGAGAGCUGGAUAUUUUGGCAGAAAAUUUUCGAGAGCAAGCUGCCAAACUUGUAGACAUGCUUGACAUAUCAAUUCCUGUUGUAGCUAAGCUCAAGAAAAUGCUGGAGAAGCUACCAGAUCAACACCUCCCUGACAUUUGUGCUGCCAUUGUCAAAGCCUCUUACUCUGAGAAGAUCCAGGUGUUAGAUGCUAUUGACUUGACUGAGAGGUUCAAGAAAGCGCUGCCGUUGCUGAUGAGACAAAUUGAGGGUUUAAAACUCCUACAAAAAACUAGAAAAGACAAAUUUGAAAUCAUUACAAAGAAAGAGGGCAGCAACAAACCUGGUAAUAUGAAGCGUGUGUUUGGGAAGAUCAACUCAGACCUUGAGGAGGAGGAUGAUGGAGAUACUGACGAGAUGAUGGAUCUUGAACAGAAGAUAAAGGCUGCCAAUAUGCCGGAACAUGCCAUGAAAGCGGCCAUGAAGGAGUUUAAAAGGAUGAAAAAAAUGCCUCAACAGAUGCCAGAGCAUGCUAUGAUCAGGAACUACCUAGACUUGAUGGUAGAGCUACCUUGGUCCAAACAAAGCAAGGAUGCCUUAGACAUUGCUCAAGCAAGGAAAGAUAUGGACGAAGAUCACUAUGGUAUGGACAAACCUAAGAAGAGAGUGUUGGAGUACCUGGCUGUGCGUCAACUUAAGCAGUCCCUCCGUGGACCAAUACUGUGCUUUGUAGGUCCCCCAGGUGUAGGAAAGACCAGCAUUGGAAAGUCAAUUGCUCACACACUAGGCAGAGAGUUUCACAGGAUUUCCUUGGGAGGUGUUUGUGAUCAGUCUGAUAUCCGUGGACACAGAAGGACGUACAUUGGCUCCAUGCCUGGGAGAAUAAUACAGGGAUUGAAACUGGUGGGAACUAAUAAUCCUGUGUUUUUAUUGGAUGAAGUUGAUAAACUGGGGAAGUCACUCCAUGGUGAUCCAGCAGCUGCCCUGCUUGAGGUACUGGACCCUGCACAGAAUGACUCAUUUACUGACCAUUACCUAAAUGUGCCGUUUGACCUGUCUCAGGUGUUAUUUAUAGCCACGGCCAACAAUAUGGCCACCAUCCCUCCAGCCCUAUUGGACAGAAUGGAGCUGAUUCAGAUCCCUGGCUACACCCAGGAGGAGAAGAUCAACAUUGCAGACCGCCACCUCAUACCCAAACAACUAAAGGAGCAUGGACUGACUGCUGAGCAGAUCCAAAUACCUACUGACACUGUUCAGCUCAUUGCUUCUAAAUACACUCGGGAGGCAGGUGUACGGAACCUGGAGCGCAAAAUAGGAGGUGUUUGCAGAGCUGUGGCAGUCAGGGUAGCAGAAGCAUCACCAAAAUCCAAGGGCGAUAAACCUGCAUCAGAGCUGGACAAGAAACAGAUUGAUAAUGAAACUGUGUCAGAGUCCAUGUCCCAGGAUGCCUCUACCCUGGCACAUCCUCCAGAAAUGCCUAUUGUGAUUGAUGAGGUUGCCCUGGAGGAUAUACUGGGGCCUCCUCAGUUUGAAAGUGAGGUUUCCCAGAGACUGAGCCAGCCAGGAGUGGCAGUCGGCUUGGCUUGGACCCCCAUGGGUGGAGAGAUUCUGUUUGUUGAAGCCACCAGUAUGGAUGGAGAAGGUAAACUCACUCUGACUGGGCAACUGGGUGAUGUCAUGAAGGAAUCUGCCAAUCUUGCCCUCAACUGGGUCAGGAGUAAUGCCCUCAAGCUUGGUUUGAGUGGGGUUGUAAACACCAACAGUAAGAGAGAUAUACACAUUCAUUUCCCUGCUGGAGCUGUAGGGAAGGACGGACCCUCUGCUGGUGUUACUGUGGUAACUGUCUUAGUUUCCUUGCUAAGCAAGCGCUGUGUAAGAUCGGAUACUGCGAUGACAGGGGAGAUCACUCUAAGAGGACUUGUGUUGCCGGUUGGAGGCAUCAAGGAGAAGGUGCUAGCGGCUCACCGAGCUGGACUACGCAGAAUCAUUCUCCCGAAACGUAAUGAGAAGGACUUACAGGAGAUUCCUAACAAUGUCAAGAAUGACCUGACUUUAAUUUUGGCACAUCGUCUUGAGGAUGUGCUGAAUGCAGCCUUUGAUGACGGCUUUCCUUCCAUUGUCACCGAACACACAGUUCCUAGCAAGUUAUAACCUUUGUGAUGGCUGACCAGUGGAAUGGUCAAUUCUAGUGGUGCCAAAGACAGUUGAAUGUCCAGCAUUGAAACAAUAGUAUAAUUUCUUCCUGUUGAAAAUGAAGUGAUAUUUACGGGAUUUAAUCGAAAAAUUAUCCUGUGUUGUGAAAAUUUGACUUGUGAGAGAUUUUCAAAAAAAUCAUGAUAACCAAUGAAUGAUAUAUAAUAUUUAAAUUCUGAUUUUGCUGCUAAUGUUGCUUUCACAUUAAUGGUUAGAACAGUUGAACCAGUUGAACCUGGAAGGUUGGGAUCAGAACAGAGGUUAGAUAGUGGAACUUCAGCAUGUUCAGUUUAAGGGUGUAACUGGCUAGACAUCAUUAGUUUGCAGAAUUCCUGCAUAUAACAAGGUUUGAUCACACAUUUAUUUCUGGAAAUGUUCAGUACAGGUGAAGAUAUAUCAUUUUUUAUGAAUGGUUUACAAUUUUAUAUUGGAAAGGAGAUUCCUAGACCGUUCAUCUUGAGCUCUAACAUUUCCACAUCUGGUGCAGUUGUGCUCUUUAUCACAGAAUAAUUCCAUGGCACCUGGACUGUUUCAACCAUGUUAUGUGUGAAAGUGGUCAUAGUUUUACAAUGAUUGGAAAUUAUCAAUGUAUUUCAAUUGUGAUAUUUACUUACAGAUGAUGAUAGUGGUGAAUGAUUUAGUCUAAAGUUGUUUUGUAAUAUGUUGCUACCGCAGAAGUGCUUUCAUUUUGUAAACCAUAUCAUUCGGGUAUAGGUAUUUGUUGUUCAAUUUUAAUUGUUAUCAACCACUAAAAUGUUCUGUCAUCUAUCAUGAAUUCAAUAUUAUUGUUCCUCUUCAUUAAUGUAUGUAUGAGUGUUUGUCUGGGGUUAUCACCCUAGGACUUGCGAGGGUUAUAUCGAGGCAGGGUCUCCUUGUAGUAGCUGGUAGAUACCUCAGUGAACAACAUAUGGGAGAUUCAUUGCAUGUUUUAGAUAUCAAUUGGUCUGUAUCUCAAAUUCCACAAAAAGACAAACCACCAAGCCGAGAGAACACCGUACCACACAUCUCACCAUAGGUUUUGUGUGGAAGCCAAACACUUUACGAACUCAACUCCUGGCCACUCAUACACAUUGAAAUCUUAUUUUUAUGUCUUAUACUGCUUUAAUAUAAAUGUGUUAUAAUGUAUGUAUGACUGCCUCAAAGGAGUGAAUGCUGGAAUGUUGAAGAUAUUUAAAGUGUUCUUUUUAUCUAUCUCAUUAUUAUAAUCCAAAUGGGAUGUAAUGCACUACAGUUUUAAGGUCUAGAUUGCUUUGGAUUGAAAAUUCAAUUGUUUGUUAAGACUGAAAAAAGUAUUUUAACUUGGAUUUAUUCAGUUGUUGCAUUCUAAAGUUUUUGAAUGUUAGAAGUUUACACUUCGAGGUAUUAAUGAUGGACAGCUUGUUGGUGUAACAACAUCUGGUAAGAAACUGACCAAUCAGUGGACUCUUGUAUCUUAAAGUUCAGUCAUUGUUGUGACUGAGCUAUAAUCAUUUUGUAAUAAGUCAUGCUCAGGAUGUUGUCCUGCAUGUUUCAGUAACCAGACUUUUGUACUAUUAUUACAAAUUUCAGAUUAUUUAGCAUAUCAAGUUAAUAUAAUAUAGUGCAAUAUGGUAUUUCUGUUCAUGUAGAUUUGUCAUACCAAGAGAAGAAGUGUGCACUGUUAAUGUGUAAUCAUGAUCGUGUGAUUUUACUGCUUUGCCAAAUAAUUUCACUGAUGGUAUAGCAACAUUCCAAUCUGUACCUACUUAUUCUUAUCAAAUUCAAGAAAGUUUGAUUAUUAAAGGAAUUUACUUGGUUUAUGGAAAAAUUCUAUUGAACGUGUCCAUCCUUUCAUGGCUUGAGUAUAUUCUGAAUGUGAAAUGUAUGUAUACUGUUAAUUCUUAAGGUGUGGAUAGGACUUUGAAGUUCUAAAAUUAUUUUUGUUCAUCUUAAAAGAAAAAAAGUAAUCAAAUGCCAGUAAAAUAAAAUUAUAAAGAAUGAAAA
Molecule: messenger RNA, 4554 nt
Organism: Ylistrum balloti
Lineage: Eukaryota; Metazoa; Mollusca; Bivalvia; Pectinida; Pectinidae
Product: lon protease homolog 2, peroxisomal-like
Exons: 17
Coding region: 1-2550 (849 amino acids)
Biological process (GO): protein catabolic process; protein quality control for misfolded or incompletely synthesized proteins; protein processing
Cellular component (GO): peroxisomal matrix
Molecular function (GO): ATP binding; serine-type endopeptidase activity; ATP hydrolysis activity
Source: RefSeq, a predicted model, not a curated record